GCCCUGCGUUGCGCCAACGUGAUUUCGAUGUUGCCGUUUUCUCAUUUCUUCUCGUGCGAUACAGGCGUGCUGCAGACUGUUGGCACUGUGUGUGACUGUCGCGCUGCCAUUCGGAUAUUUGAAUUAGAUGUUUAAACCGUAAAAAUAUAUAGGAUAUAUGAUCGGGUAAUUAACAGAUAACACCACAGUCGACUGUUAUUGUAUUAUUGCAUCAUAUUCGAAAUUGUAUUCUCAAUUUGGACCCAGAACUAUGGCUAAAUAUCCAGCAUGGUGUCUUCUUGCAAUCUUUUCUCUCCUGGCUGUGAAAGUCUUGUCCAAUGACCUUGAUCUCGCAGAUGUCGUGGCUGGUGAGCCUACAAAAGCACCUGCUCCCAAGCCCAAAACUGAGCCAGUGGAAGUGCCUGAAGGAGAUCCUGGCACAGAUCCUGCCAUAGACCUCUCUGACGUUGGUCUGGAUGACAAACCCCCGACCCAAGCUCCAGUGCAGGUCGUCACUGCCGCCGUCGCCACCAAAGCUCCCGAGAAUCCCCAACCUAAGACUGGUAACCAGGAAGAUCUCACCCAGAAAGAUAUCUUUGCGGCCACGGUCCGACCGGGCCUACUGCCCCGUUCCACAACCAGAGCGCCCAGAACCACACGGCCACCUCCCAGGCUCCAACCGGAUGACUUCGACCUAGGUGAUGCUCUGGAUCCAAAAAACGAUUCUGGAAAGGACAAGGACAAGGACAAGGACAAGGACAAGGACAAGAACAACAAAGGAGAUAAAGGCUUUGGAAGCGGGGGCAGGGGCGAUGGGAGACCCAACAACAGAGGAGGCAACAGUGAUGGGCAAUUCUCAAAUGAUGAUCUCUUCGACACUGGGAAAGAUGAUGAUAAGCGGGGAGGAACAGGCCCAGAGGAUAACAAUGACUCUGGCUCCAUGGCAGAAACAGGCACUAUUGCCGGCAUUGUCAGUGCCGUGAUCGUGGCGUUAGUAGGUGCCGUUAGCAGCUACAUCUCCUAUCAGAAGAAGAAGCUGUGCUUCAGCAUACAGCAGGGUCUGAAUGCGGACGUCACCAAGGGGGAGAACCCAGAGGCUGUGGUUUCCCAGGAGCCGCAAGCCCAGCAGACCCUCCUGCAGUCCCCUAAUGCAGAAACCCCGAACAACGAAAACACUCUCUAAGCCCACACCCCCCUCCUCCUCGUCCACCCCCUCACCCCCACCCCCCGUGAAGAGGGCAGGAUACCAUUGCAUCGUCCCACAGGGCAGACAUCAGCACCCCCUCCCCUUUGCAGUACAAAGCACCCCCCAGAAGACCCAGCUGCCCUGCCCCAUAAUGGACUGUGUACAUCAACAUAUUUGACUGUUUGACAAAAAAAACAACUUGUUUACAAUUUCUGAAGGACAUUCCAGAAUGAAGGAUCUCAUUUAUUCUGCUUUGGGUUGGGAAGCUAUGUCUCUUUCUUGUGGGUGCUGUGGGAUGUGUCCAAAUCCUCCUGCUUUCCAAAAUUUCCCCCCUAUAUUGGUGUGAUAAUCAAACAGGGUCUGUAGAGGCUGAUUGUUAAUUGCAGUACCCAGCGGAUUGACAGUCACGAGGGCAGGGCUCUGAACCUCAUUUCCAUGCGCAGUCAUGCUGCACUACAAGGGGGAGCUUUGGUUCAGUGACUGCUCAUGGAAUAGCAGUUCCAGUUCCAGUUCAAGCCCUCUUUAAAUUACGGCACGUCCAUCCUUUGAUGACCAUAUUUCCCCCUGCAAAUCUAGUCCCAAGUGUUUCAGGCUCUUUUAUUUAGCUUAGCAUAAGGAUAGCUCGGGGCUCCUUGGUAAGUUGGGCCACUUUUACUUGCAUUUAAUUGGGCUACUUCUGCAGUUUAAUUUGGAAUUCCAUUCACCUGCAAGGAUGAUUUUUUUUUUCUUGAAAGGCGCUGUGAUUUUUAUGCCUAGCCUUUCUGGUGUUUGAAGUUUGGAAAGGAAAAGAAAAUUGUGAUGACGUACAAAUACAUUCCUCAGCCACAAAUGUGGAAAGUAUGUCUGAAACCAUGACUGUAAUGGGAUACUAAUAUUGACUAAUAUGAUGUUGGUGUGUAUAUAAUUUUUAUUGGAAUACCAUAGAAUUCCAAUUUUAAGAAGGGAAUUUGAAUUGAAUGUGUAGCUGAAGUUUAGGUAAAUAUGUCACAGGGAUAUGAAGUGUCUGUAGACAUACAUGAUAGCUCUUAGUGUUAGUUUAUCCUUGUUCUUCGCUUGUAACCUCUCAUGCAACCAGACUAAUAUGAGAUUGUAAGUUGCUUUAUAGCAAGCGGGCUGUUUAAUGUUUUUGGAUUGAUGCUUGUACAUUGCUGCUUGAGUAUGUUUGUGUUUAUACAUGAAUAGCUUUGUGAACCUGUCCCUAUACUCACUUGUGUAUGUAUGCAGUGGUGUCGUUCCCCUCUUUAUUGCUGAAUAUGCGUGUUUGUAAUAGUGUCAGUCCUAGCCAUUUUGCUAGCUCCAGUGUUGGUGUUGUAGUAUACGUUCCAAGUGAUUUUUUGGAUAAUGGAUAAUUUUGCACCUGGCUUUCUUUUGCUUGUUGUAGCAUUUAAUUUCGCCUGAACCAUGAUCCCUUUGAGCCAUCUCAGCGCUUUGCUUCCUACACGACUCCAGGCGGCCAUCGAUUAACAUUACUACUGUUUCUCCAGUGCCACUGUUGGUGCCUCUUUUCUGCGUUUCUUUACUGUCAUGCUGGGAACGGCACUAAGGGGGAGCCGGUUGAAAUGUGAAUUCACCACUUUUACCGAAUGUACUCAUUUUUUUCCACUAUUUCCCCGCAGUCAUAGGAAGGAUAUGAUGCUGCUCACAACAAAACAUUUAACACCAAAGAUGUAGCAGCGAGGGAUCGUUUUUGCAUCUUUGUGUGCGUUGCUUUGUGUCCGUUGAAUGUUUUACUGGUACUAGAAAUAAUUAAGAUGUAGCCUCUAAACUACCGCGAGACAAUUGUAUGUGAAGUUGUUUUGGCAUUGAAAAAAAGAAACUCUAACCCUUAAAGUGGAGCUUUAAGUGCAAGUUUACUGAAGUAGAAUUAUAUGUUUCCGUUAAGACCAGUGGUUCUCAAAUUCUUUACCAUUUUCCGAGUAGGCCCACAUAUACCCCAGAUAAACCGAAUCAUUAUAGUAAUUUAUGCCUUUUUACGUUGUUACAUUACAUUACAGGAAUUUAGCAGACGCUCUUAUCCAGAGCGACGUACAAGCAUGUUCCUUUCAGCAUGUUGUUCAUAUUAAGAACCAUUAAUACAUUUUUGAAAGAACAAAAAACUAAAAUUGGUUUAAAAUACGUAAGUAGUCUACGAUACUAGCACAGUAGGCUUUUACCAUGUGGUCUAACUUUGAACUCAUUCUAAUUCUGGUAAUUUAUAUUUUACAGUGUGCUGCUAGCGGCACACAUAACUGGUUUAUCUGUAAAUUGGUACAGAGAAAAAAAAAAAAAAAGGUUUGGGAGUCACUGGUUUAGACCAGAACUUUGAUUCAUAUUUGUACAAAAAGUCUUAGUUACACUGUAUGACCCGUUAUCUGGAGAAGGUGCAUUUGAAAUGUGUCAUCUGUGCACAGGAAUGAUCAGUGCUUCUACAUCUUAGUCACCAGUCACCCGAACCUACAUGGGUAAACCCAAGUGGUAUGUUGUGUGGAAUUGAUGGUCAUCUUUUCCUGAAGUUAAAUUCACAGUUAUAAAGUAAUGGCUGUGUUAAUCUGCACAAGGACAUUUUGUAUGAAUGAAAUUUGUCAAAGUGAUGAGGGGAAACCUUUGUAGGAAUGUAUAGUGACGAGCGGAUAGACGUAGAGAGUAAGGGUGUUGUGUGUUUUUUCUAGUGAUUGGAUGCAGAGGGAACAGGUUUGUACAAGGUCUGCACCUUUCCUCCUUCAGUCGUAAAUUCCCAUUUAUGACUGUUGCUGAGGUCUGAGAGUGUCUGUUGAGUAGACAAGCCUGAAGUUGCACUUGAUGGUUGGUUUAUCCUGAGCACCAGGAUUUUACCGAGGACCAAAUUAAAAAUGGCCGGCCAGCAGAUGAUUUGGCUGUUGUAAAUCUGUAUGGUUAAGGGUUUUCCUAUAUAGAGUACUAAGAUGCAUUGGGGGUAAAAACAUUGCUGUUGGGGAUUUUCUCUCACUGUGUGUGUUGCUGCCGAAUUUGAUCUGUAACUGAGGGCAGUUAGGACCUGAAGGACGGAGCGUGCCCUGUCUACAUGUUCCAUACUCCUGGAUCCAUACUCGCACUGAAAUAAGCUCAGACCUCACUACUGUCACCCAAAAUCACUGUUUCUGGAUCAGUACUUCCACAUACGUACACUGGUACACUACAUUCACCUCAAUACCACAGUUCUAUAUAAGGCUGUCGCUUUACUGCUUGAAGGAUUUUUUCUACUGUUGCCUUUAAAAAAAAAAACUGUUUGCAAAUCCCAAACCGGAAUUCCUCACAGCUGCUCCUAUCAGUGCCUGAAAACCCAAGGGUGGACUUCCUCACAAGAGCAAACAUGCACCUCAGAUCCGAAUUCUCUCUCGGAUGAUUUCAAAAAUCAGGAACGUGGAGUUUGAGAGGGCUGAUAGUGUGCAGGUAGUGUCUUACUACCCUGCACGGACAAACUGUUUGCUGUUCCUGAUGGUCUGAAUGUCUGUAACAAUCAUGCUACUGUAACUCACUGGCAUUAUAUUGAGAACAGUGAAUACAAUUAAACUUAAUAAAAUGAUUUAAAAAAUGAA
This is a messenger RNA of Conger conger (European conger), 4698 nucleotides long. RefSeq names its product CD99 molecule-like 2 (gene cd99l2). NCBI's taxonomy places the organism in Eukaryota, Metazoa, Chordata, Actinopteri, Anguilliformes, Congridae. The record is from RefSeq and is a predicted model, not a curated record. Bases 251 to 1162 code for a protein of 303 amino acids. The transcript has 12 exons.